Messenger RNA from Fulvia fulva, 447 nucleotides. RefSeq lists its product as uncharacterized. The coding region runs from base 1 to 447 and encodes 148 amino acids. The transcript has 2 exons. Lineage: Eukaryota; Fungi; Ascomycota; Dothideomycetes; Mycosphaerellales; Mycosphaerellaceae. The record is from RefSeq and is a predicted model, not a curated record.
AUGGCAUCGCGCAAGUUCUACCGCGUACCGGAACCUGAACCACCCCCAUCUACACCACCCCAAACCGCACCCACCAGCACACGCUGCUACCUCGAAGACCUACCCCCCGAGCUCCGCCUCAUGAUCUGGGAAUACUGCACCGCCGACUUCAAGUUACCCGAAGCGAAGAGAAAGAAGAAGCACCUCAGAAGCCACAAAAAUCGAUUCGACUUGAUACACAGCCAGCCAGCACUGCUUCUCACCUGCGACAGUAUCCGUGUGGAGGUCUUAGAAUUCUAUCUCAAGUGGCUGCAGGGGGCAUGUCGGCAACUUCAGUCGGGAAUGGACUUCUUACCGAGUGACUGGAGGGACCGACGCGAUCUUGCUGUGCGUCAGAGGGUUAGGGUUGAGAGGAUUGGGAGGGAGGUUAAGGCGGUGGAGAUGGAGAUUGUGGAGCGAGGAUUGUGA